Molecule: messenger RNA, 598 nt
Organism: Tetranychus urticae (two-spotted spider mite)
Lineage: Eukaryota; Metazoa; Arthropoda; Arachnida; Trombidiformes; Tetranychidae
Gene: Dad1
Product: dolichyl-diphosphooligosaccharide--protein glycosyltransferase subunit
Biological process (GO): protein N-linked glycosylation
Cellular component (GO): membrane; oligosaccharyltransferase complex
Source: RefSeq, a predicted model, not a curated record
AGUAAAAAGCAUAUUUACUGUGACACGCCAUCUCUAGAAUCACAUCUUUCUGUGUUCAUUUAUUUUUGUUUAAAUUCUUGAAUUUAAUAUUUAUUGAUUGUGUUUCUGUCUAUUUAAUUGUUUUCAAAGUCCAUUUUAUACCAAGCCGUCAAAAUGACCAAAUUAGUUAAAGUCAUGUCAAAUUUUUUCCAAGAAUACAAAGCAACAACCCCACAAAAAUUGAAAAUAAUAGAUGCUUAUUUAUUCUACAUUUUUCUUACUGGAGUUAUUCAAUUUAUCUAUUGUUUAUUUGUUGGUACCUUUCCAUUCAACUCGUUCCUAUCUGGAUUCAUUUCUUCUGUGGCAUCUUUCGUUCUUGGUGUCAGCCUUCGCUUACAAGUUAAUCCUGCAAACAAAUCCGAGUUUGGUGAAGUCAGUAAUGAACGAGCUUUUGCUGAUUUCAUUUUCGCUCACAUUGUUCUUCAUCUGGUAGUAUUUAAUUUCAUCGGUUGAAAUACUAUUGAAACCUUAAAUAUCCUAAUAUUACAAUUCCCUCAUGUUUUCGGACAUGUUUUCCAAAAUAUAUUAAUAUUAAAAUGACGCUUUUAAUUACAUGAAA